UGGUAGCAGGAGCUGUCCUAGGCUUCAGUCUACUUCCUCAGGUGCAUUUGAGGAAUAUAAUACGCAGAGAGGUCUUAUGUAGCCCCUUUGAGGCUCACUGAAAGGAAGGAGAUGGCAGCAGAAGCUUUUCUAGACUUAAAUCUACUUCCUCAGAUGCAUUUAGGAAUAUAAUACGCAGAGAGAUAUUAUGCAGCCCCUUUGAGACUCACUAAAAGAACUAAGAUGGCAGCAGGAACUUGCCUAGACUUCAGUCUACUUCCUCAGAUGAGUGGCCUGAAGGGAUUAUUUAGUAACAACAACAGAAACACGCCACCAAGUAUCUGAAAACACCUGUUAAUAAAGCAUUUCCUGGUCAGUAUCAAGUCUUUUCACCACCACCUUUCUAAUGGAUGAAGCACACUUGAUGGUCUGUGAAGAGGCAAGACAUGGGUCUUCAGAAGAGCACCACUGAAGUGGCAGUUGUAUCCUUCCAUGAUGUAUGGAAUCGCAGCUUAUGCCAGCCCAUGGAAAAACUGGUCAAUAUUGUGUCCGAAUACCCCAGUGAAGUUGAGCAUGUAUUCAGUCCUUCCUGUGUACCUUUGCACCGCUGCAGUGGAUGCUGCCGAGAUGAGAAGCUCCAGUGUGUCCCAACAGAGACUGCCAAUGUCACCAUGCAGCUUGUGAAGAUUAAUUCAGAGAAGCCUACCCCUUAUGUGGAGCUGUCUUUUGUGGAGCACAGGAAAUGUGUCUGCAGGCCACGGCAAGAUUCUCUGAAAUCAGAGAGGAGGAGGAGACCCAAGGGACGCAACAAGAGGAAGCGGGCAAAGCAGAGAAUCAAAAAUUGAUCUCUAUGUGUGCUGUUUGAUGAAGAUGGUUGCAUUGUCAGCAUGUGGCAUGGCCACGAUAACUGCAUUUAUUACUCGGUCCUUGACAAUUUUGUACACAUGAACCAAUUGCAUUUUUGACUGAUGAAUUCUAGGGGACUCACAGCAGCUUACUUGCUUGCAACUCCUGACCACAAAAGGGAAGAACUGAGACAACAUUGCAGUAGAAAUAUAUCAUGCCAUUAUGAAGGACAUGCUUAUUAUAAACACAUAAGAGGAUGUUGCUGUGGAGCCAGGUGACUGCAGAAGUUUGACAGGAAGCUGUGUCUUGGUCUAGAUCUGUGCCCCAUGUUGUUGUGUACCUUCAAGUCAUUUCUGACAUAGUGACCCUAAGGCAAACCUAUUAUGAGAUUUUCUUGGCAAGAGUUGUUCAGAAGAAGUUUGCCAUUGCCUUCCCCUAAGGCUGAGAGCAUGUAACUUGCCCAAGGUCACCCAGUGAGUUUCAUGGCUCAGCAGGGAAUGGAACCCUGGUCUCCAUAGUCCAACACUUGAACCAAUAUUUCACAUUGAUAUCUGCAGAACAUGGAUUAAAAUGGAAGCAUAAGGAAAGAAUAGUUGUCCUGGCUGACAGGAACAACAUUAUGUAGUUUGAAGAACCAGCUCAGGACUGAAGCUAGACUGUCUGGAUACUACAACAUCCUGUUUGGAACUGAGAUGUAAAAACUACACAAAACAAGACAGGUUUGAGCCAAGCUCCACCAACUAUUGGCUGAGUCUUGUUGUUUUCCUUAAACCCUGCUGCACUCAAAACACUGAUGAUGAAGGACUCAUAUUUCAGAAGAAACCAUACUUCAUCAGCCACAACACAUCUAACAAGACCUUUUGCUUUGAUGAAUGGAUGGGCUAAGCUAAGGUUUCUUGUCAAGGAGCAUCCUGGAAAUUGUGAAAAGAGCUUUUCCAUUCAGAGGCAGCAAGUCUUGUUCCAAAGGAAGUUCUAGCAUGAAGCACCGAAGCCCAGGAAAAAUGGAGAUGGGAAGAGGGAGGACAGUUAAUGUAGUGUUCAACUUCUUUUGUGCUUAGUACAUAAGUAGCAUUUCUACAUAAGUAAUUAUUUGACUGGAAGAAUCAGUUCUGUAAGCCAUGCAAAAUUAAGAGUCUUGAAUACUCCCAAAUUCUAUUCUAUGGUGAGAUCCAGACCAGCGCUUUGUGCCGGCCUGGCCACUUACUAGGGUUGCCCAGGGGCAGAGCAUCCACAUGCCCCGCAACCCUAGUAUGUGGCAGCGCCGUAAUCAUGGUGGCCUCCCACCUACAUGGGCACCGCCAUGAUAAUGUCAUGCACGUAUCGCAUCCAAACGGCACGGCAUGUGAGUGACAUCUCUGUGCCACCCCAGGCUGCUUAGAGCGGCCUGGCUGCAGUGAGAGAAGGAGCUCCAAAACAGAGCUCCUUCUAGGCGCGUGCCUCAUUCCCACAGCCACCAAACAGCUGCGGGAACUACGCCAGGAAGAAAGGGGCCGAGUGGUCCCUUUCUCCUAUGGCUGUGGCUCCCGGGGUGUCCAGGGGCAUGGUCCAGAAAAACUUCAGAUUGGGGCCGUAGGGCUGCCGGUGAGGCUGCCCUGCCCCCAACCCAGAGCUAAAAGGGGCGGGUGCAGGCCAACCCAAAGGGGCGAUAUGUACCACACCUGUAAUAGUGUUCAGAGUAAUUUUCUCCAAUAAAAUUACAACAGUAUCUUUGCUUGGCACACAGAGCUUGGAAAAGUUACUGUUUUGGACUACAAGAAUUUCUCAGCUAGCAUAGCCCCUAAAAUGAGGAUUCUGACCAGUGUAGUCCACAAAGUAAUUUUUUCUAAAUUCUGUUUUACAUUACAACAGUUGUGCAGAUUUUUAUCAAUGAAGUUGGCUCUGAAGUGGUUUGAAUAGACUUUUACAAUAUAACCAAGUUGAGAGUCCUGGUCUAACCCUGUCCUUUUGGCCACUUACUCUCAAACAAGUUGGUUCUCAUCCAAAAAGUGACACUUUAUCAUACCAUGGUUGCCAAUGUUGUUAUUGUGUGUCCUCAAGUUAUUUCUGACUUAUGGCAACCCUAUCGUAGGCUUUUCUUGGUAAGAUUUGUUGAAUGGGGUUUGUCUUUGCCUUCCCUUGAGGCUGAGACAGUGUGAGUUGCUCAGAGUUACCCAGUGGGUUUCCAUGGCUAAGUGGGGAUUUGAAUCAUAGUCUCUCAGUAUUCUAGUCCAACAGCCAAACCACUACACCACAUUGGCUCUCAGUGAAGCAGUACUUACUAAUCUUAUUGCACAAGUACAACGAUGUGAAGAUAAUUUGCAGUCUUGGAAGUGGUAACAAAGCAUAACUAGAUGGGCUGUACAAUAAUAGACAGACUCAAGUGUGAAUAAUUGCAAAGCAAUGUGAAUGUGCAUUUGAACUCUUAAAUUUAAAUUUCUAGGAAGAAAUCUUGAUAUCAUUGAAAGAUGUCACAUAUUUUUAGAGUGCAGGCCCAAAGGCCCAACAGAAUAUUAGGACCUACUACAAAAAAGACAGAGAAUAAGAAAAAUGUGUAUAAUUUGGGAGUUUAUCGCACCAUCCUUUCCUGCCAAGCUAGGCACAGGAUGAAAACUUUUAAACACAGAUUUUAUUGCAUGCCUCCAUGCUCAGGCAGGAGGCAUCCCAUACCCGAUCAUGGCAUCCUGUACUCGAUCCGUACCCGAUCACGACUUCUCCAGCACUUUUUGAAAGUACAGGAUAUUCCCGUUCUUUGCAAAGUGCGGGAGAAGUCCGGAUCAGGUAUGGAUUAGGUACAGGAUGCCUGCCUGGGCACAGGGACGUGAAAUAAUAUCCGUGUUUAAAUGUUUUCAUCCUGCGCCUAGCUCCGGAGGAAAGGAUGAGAAAGAGAAGUGCGAUAACUACUUGCAGUAGAUUUAAAUCAAGGGCAUGCUUGCAUGCCAAGUAUCAUAGAUCCUGAGUUUUUUUAAUUUGGAAAAAUGAUGGCUAAGCAGUGAGCUGGGCGAUACUGCUUUGUGAUUGAAAUAACAUUAGGAAAGCAGGAGCUAUUUAUCCUUCUACAUAUCUUAAGAAACAAGUCACCAGAAAAGAUUAAUGUCUAGUAGGCUUUAAAACCUAGGAUAAUGGCCAAUAAGAGAUUAUGUACUUUUGCUCCAGACCCCUUCUCUCCUGCAGCCUUGCGCUUGGCCUAAAAAACUGGCCAAUAAGCCCUGAAGCCUGGAGUAGAUUUUUGGAUAUCACAGAAUGCUGAAAGGUGUUUGACAAAAAUUCUGACACUACUGCAAGUAUCAUCUUGGAUUUAGGCCUAUGUUGCAUUUUUCAAAGACCACAACUGUUGUAUGGAAUAUCUUGCUAGUUGGAAUAAAAAUACCAUAUAUUCAAUAUCAUCUAGGUAAAAUUAUGCAAAAUACAAAAUACCAGUAGAUCUUAAAUUAUUAAAUGCACCGUUUCCUGCCUCCCCAGCAUUCAUAUCUUUAAGAUGUUCUUAGAACAGGUAAUGGAGUAUUCCCUUGCAUGCUCACCACAUUAUAUUGCUCUGCAAUAUAAUAAGCAACUGCUGAAUGCAAGACUAAACUGAUCUUUGAAUGGGUUUUGUUAUUAUUAUAUUACAAUCAAUGGAUUGCAACUUGGUAUUUAUUCUGGUCUUGUUGUAGCAGUGGAGCUCAGGUCCUUGCUUUUCUAUUCAGUGCAAUGCAGCAA
Molecule: messenger RNA, 4500 nt
Organism: Sceloporus undulatus (fence lizard)
Lineage: Eukaryota; Metazoa; Chordata; Lepidosauria; Squamata; Phrynosomatidae
Gene: PGF
Product: placental growth factor
Exons: 9
Coding region: 426-824 (132 amino acids)
Biological process (GO): induction of positive chemotaxis; positive regulation of angiogenesis; vascular endothelial growth factor receptor signaling pathway
Cellular component (GO): membrane
Molecular function (GO): chemoattractant activity; growth factor activity; vascular endothelial growth factor receptor binding
Source: RefSeq, a predicted model, not a curated record